GGCCCAUGUCUCUCCAUAACCAUUCCUCCCAGUUAUAAAACCCUACCUGGGCAGGAUUAGGGUUUCCUCUGCAACAAGCAGUUCAGUUUGGGAAGAGCUCGCCGUCCGUUUGUUGCCGCAUCCGUCUGCCCUUGCCUCUUCCUCUUCGCAAUCAUGAUUAUUCCAGAGAAAAAUCGACGCGAGAUCUCCAAGUACCUCUUCCAAGAGGGGGUAUGUUAUGCCAAGAAGGAUUACAAUCUUCCAAAGCACCCGGAGAUUGAUGUCCCGAACUUGCAGGUGAUAAAGCUGAUGCAGAGCUUUAAGUCUAAGGAGUAUGUCCGGGAGACCUUUGCCUGGAUGCACUACUACUGGUACCUUACCAAUGAUGGGAUUGAGUUCCUGAGAACUUACCUCAACCUUCCUUCUGAGAUUGUUCCUGCCACCUUGAAGAAACAAGCCAAGCCUGCUGGAAGACCCUUGGGUGGCCCCCCUGGCGAUCGUCCCCGCGGCCCACCACGCUUUGACGGAGAACGACGAUUUGGUGACCGUGAGGGAUACCGUGGAGGUCCUCGUGGACCUGGCGGUGACUUUGGUGACAAGGGUGGAGCCCCUGCUGACUACAGACCUUCAUUCGGGGGUCCUGGUGGAAGGACCGGCUUUGGCCGAGGAGGUGGCGGCUUUGGUGCUGGAUCAGCAAGCUCGGACCUUCCUUGAGGGUUUUUCAUGCUGAGUGGGCGCUUUUAUGAAGUUUUGUUCUUUGAAGGCAGAGAACAUGAAAUCUGUUUUCCUAGCUCUAUCACAUCAUCAGAUUGUUAUCACUAGUUAAUUCGCCCUUUUUUUCUAUUCGACUUGGUGGAUUGGAGUUCCGUUCCUGGACUGAUUUUGAUUUUAGUUUACCAUCAAAUCUUUCCUUAAUGGUCUCAUGUCAA
Messenger RNA from Punica granatum (pomegranate), 908 nucleotides. The record is from RefSeq and is a predicted model, not a curated record. NCBI's taxonomy places the organism in Eukaryota, Viridiplantae, Streptophyta, Magnoliopsida, Myrtales, Lythraceae.